AUGUCGGGCGUCUCUCCCGACGACGGCGCCGAGCCAAUCAACUUCCGUGCCGCACUGGCCGCCUUUGAGGGCAGGCCGACGGACGCCUCUGGCCCGCAGCUUCAUGCUCCCGUCGCCAGCAGGCGCUCCCACACCAACAAGCCCAACAUCGCCGUGGUCGUCUCGACCCGGGACGCCCACGAAGAUGCUGCACACGAGCCCGUGACGCGCUCCAACUCGACGCCCAAGAUCCGCGGUGGCUUCAACGGUCGAUCCCACCUCGCUGCCAACCCGUUUGCAGCGGCCGAGGACGAGGAGGCCAGGCAGCCACAGGAUGCGGGCCUGCUCAAGGCGCCCUGGCCCGCACUGGGAUCGCAGGAAUCCGAUGCGUCGCGGCUACGAAAGACGGGCAGCGGCACCAGCCUGCGCGACCUGAUGCAAAAGAGUCUCCCCGACGGCCAGAACCGCAGCAGGAGCAAGUCGCUCGCCGGACGUUCGGUCGACGGCCUGAGCCUCUCCGGUCGAUCGACGCCGACGACAUCUGGCAGUGGCACGAGCAGCCCGCGCCUGGGCGUGCGGAACAUCAUCGCCCUCUAUGGCGGUCAAGGCGGAGACCCGGCCGGUGGCCCUGCAGCCGGCCGGGCUGCAGCUCUGUCUGGCGCCAAUGGCGGCUCCGACCUCCUCUAUGGCGGUGGCCUUCGCACGUCGAGCCCGAUGUCGAUUUCCUCUGCCACCUCGCUGCGUACGCGGCACAUGCUCGACGCCAGCAACGACGACGAUCAGUACGACCCGCUCUUCGGCCACGCUGUCAUGGACCCGCGGCCAAAGUCGUCCUCCGGGCUCCAGUCCGCUCCCGUCAGCUACCCGAGUUCUCCUCAGCAGACCGGCCCGGGACCGGCGACGGCACACACCCCGAAGCGGGGCGCAGCGCCUCCACCGUUUCUGCGCACUGUAUCGAGCUCGCAGAUCAUGGCCGGUCGAGGGGGAGGCGAGCCGCCGCCAAGAGUGCCCGCGCGCCCCGCUCUUCAGCCUCCGUCGCCUCCGCGCCGAGGCAGCCAGUCCUCGACGUCUUCGUCGAUCAGCGUCGGCCCACGCCUGCCUCCGAGGCCACCGACCGGCAACGCGCCCCCUUCCGUGUCCGAGUUUGGCCAGAUUUCAGAUCGGUCCUCGACCGCAGAAGCAAAGGCGCACCCUGCUUUGGCGUCCUCCGACAACGCUGGCCACGUCUCGUACGCGACCUACACGCCCGGCGCCAGACGCCAGCCUCCCGCGCCAUCGCCAGGCGGGCACGGCGGUGAGACUGGCCACCCGCCGCCGGCGCUUCCUCCACGAAGCGCCACAGUGGGCCAGAAUGGAACGUCUCGAACCGAUUUCUCCAACGGCGCCGGCAACACUGCCGAAGACGGGCAGCUGAGCUACGCUGUCCGAACUCGAAGCCUGGGCAGGCCGGUGCCCAAGAGCCCUUCGCUGCCUUCGAGCAUGAUGGCAUCGACGACCCCGAACGCGAAGGCCGAGCGUCCGGACCCGCCGCCGCGUCCGAGGAUGCUCCAGGUCGACGGCAACGCCGGCGGGUUUCGCUUCGGCGGUGGCGCAUCUUCGACCCCAUCGGCGCCGCCUGCGCCGCCUGCCCGCGGCCGUCCUCCGGUGCAGACGCACCACCGCGGCGCCCUGGGGAGCAUGGGGUCGGACCCCAACUCGUCUUCGUCGUCGGCGUCGUCUCCGACGUCGACCUCGACCACCGUCUCCAGCACGACGCGCGGCAUGUCGCACUCGCAUGCCAAGAGCCCGAGCAACGUCUUCACGAGCAUCAGCCUGAGCGACGACGCUUCGCGCGACCUGCACCACAGCCUCGAAUCCGACAUCCUCCAGCGCAGCACGCGCGAGCACCCGCCCAACGGCCCGCCUUCGGCGCCGGCGGCGGCAGACGGCGGCCACAGGCUGCCUCCGCCAAGGAACCGGUACGGGCACUCGGUCAACCGCAGCAUCGGCAGCACGAUGGGCAUCACCUCUUCGCCCAACCUCGGCCAGGCGUCCGCCGGCAAGACGCUGUGGGAGAGCGCGAGCUCGGCUCUGCCGUUGCCCUUCAAGACGAGCGCCGCCAGCAGCGCUAGCGGCAGGGCACUCGCCGAGGGUGCUCCGUCGCGGCAGCAGCAAUUUGUCCCUCGCCCUGCUGGCGCAAAUGACUCCAUGUUUGGUGCGCGGCCGGGUGAGAGCCUCAACGGCGCGCGCUCCAACAACUGGCCGGGACAGCUGCAGAUCCGGCCCGUGCAGCUGGCUUCGCCAACGGCGGACAGGCACCCUCCACGCUCGACGACGCCUGCCGACGACGGCGCACGGCGGCGCUACGAGGCGCUGUUCGAGCGCUGCCUGAAGGAUCAAGAAGCCGCCCGUGCCAAGCAGGCUCUCUGGGAUGACAAGGAGGCCCGAGGCUUUGGCAGCGCACGAGGCAAGCGGCAGCCGUCGGCCAAGAGCAUCGCGGCUGCCUUUGAGGCCAGCGGCGCAAGGGACCGCGCCGGUAGCCAGCUCUCGACGCACUCGGCCCCGAUCGAGGACCGAGAUGUCUCGAGCGGGGUCGGCGUCGAGGCGGCAAAAGGCUGGUUUGAGCCCCGCUCAGGAUCGCAGACCCCCACCAGGGCGAGCGUCUCUCCGCCCGUCUCCCGCUCAGCACCAUCGGGCCCGCUGCUGGCCACCGGCCCCGACAAGCCUACGGCCAAGCUGUCGAUGGGCAGGAUCCGCAAGGUCUGGCAACGCUCGCGGCUGCCCGACCGAGUGCUGGCCGACAUCUGGGAUGCCGCGGCAGCCGUUCAGAAGGCGAGUGAGCUGGGCGGUCGCACCUCGAAGGGUCUCGGCAAGGAGGCCUUUGUGCGUGCGAUGGCCGCCAUCGAUGCCGAGCUUGCGCAGCGGGCCACCAGGCGGCGAUCGAGACUGCUGCGGCAGCGAGCUUCUGGUGCUGCCGUCGGCCACGGCGCGCCUGACCAACGCAGCAAAUCCCGACUGCCCAACGGCGGCGGCGGCGGCGGCGGCGGUCUCUACCAUUCGGACAGGGACGGCAUGCGUGCCAGGCCGAGCAAGGACGGCAUGGGCUACGGCAGCGCCGCAUCGCGAUCGAGCAGCGUCCAUUCUUCCCACAGCCGCCGUGGCGAGCCGUCGUCGCCGUCAAUGUCGAGCGGCCUGGCGCUGAGUCACGCUCCUCGUCGACCCGUCGGCCUGUCGAGCGGGCGCGACGAUCAGCGUAGGUCUAGCGGCGAGUCUGACAGCAUCACGGUCACGGGCGGUGGCGGCUACCCGCGGAGGGUGCCGCCGCCGCCCGUGUCGCGUUCGAGCGAUCCCUAG
Pseudozyma flocculosa PF-1 is the source of this 3312-nucleotide messenger RNA. RefSeq lists its product as uncharacterized. NCBI's taxonomy places the organism in Eukaryota, Fungi, Basidiomycota, Ustilaginomycetes, Ustilaginales, Ustilaginaceae. The transcript has a single exon. The record is from RefSeq and is a predicted model, not a curated record. Bases 1 to 3312 code for a protein of 1103 amino acids.